CGGAGUGCAACCUUCCGAAUUAUUUGUACCAUGACACCCGACUACCACUUUACCUCUACCCAAGACUGGUUCUCAGGUCACAUCGCGGAAUGGCAAACACUCUUCCGCCAUGUACAGUCCCAAAGUCCGCGCGUGUUGGAAAUAGGUGCCUGGGAAGGCCGUUCAGCUGUCUUCCUUCUGACGGAGCUGUGCAAGGAUGGUGGGGAACUCGUCACCAUCGACCACUUUGACAUGAUGCAAACGGCCGAUGGGCGAGCUCGACAUGAAAAGGUCCUACACAACCUCCGCCUCACGAACAAAAAGUUCCGUAUCCUGGAACAGUUUAGUGUCCCUGGGCUCAUGCAACUCCUGUACGAGGAGGUGGUUGCUGCGGAGCCGGGAUAUGAUUGGAUCUAUGUCGAUGGCUCGCAUCGGGCAGACGAUACCUUUUUGGACGGGGAAUUGACAUGGCGGUUGGCGAGGGAGGGGGCCGUGAUCGUGUUCGAUGAUUACGAGUGGGAGAAAGAAGCUGGAGAUAAUGCCGAACAUCCAAAGAGAGGCAUCGACGGCUUUUUACAACUUCACGAUGGCGAAUAUGAGCGCCUGUCCGGGCCGGGAGAUUACCAGAUGAUCAUUCGCAAGGUGGUGGAAAUGCGAAUUGGGUUUUUGCUGGAUGGCGUAGGUGAUAGGAGAGCUCUUGAAGAUGUCCUUGGAUAUGGCGUAAACCUCGCGAUCGUUGCGGAUACCGAAUACGCCAUGCCGGCGUCGGUUGCAAUACGAAGUGCCGUGAAGAACGUCGCUGGACGAUGCACCGUAUACGUAUACGACUGUGGUCUGACAGAGGAGGACAGGUCACGGAUCACUCAUUCAAUUCCGAAGGAGUCAAGGAUUACCCACGUUUUCAUUCCCCAGCGCGAUGAUGACCUCUCCUCCAAGACAAGCCCUACGUGGGCGAAGCUCGAUCUCAUGAAACGGCUCCCCGUCGAGCGAGCUUUAUACCUCGACUCCGAUACGCUCGUUCGUGGGCCUCUCCUCCCUUUAUGGAACACUGAUUUGCAGGGAGGGUCACUUGGGGCAGUGUUGGACGUCGGUUUUCCCAAAGGGCACGGUUCUAUCGUUGAGGAAGAGGGCUACUUUAACGCUGGUGUCCUCCUGCUCGACCUGGCCAAAAUCCGACUUCGCCUUCCCCGGAUUUCCCAGCUGACGUCCGAAACCACAUUCAAAGACCAAGAUCACCUCAACGUUCACUUCGAGCAUGACUGGACAUCGCUGCCCCUGCGCUACAAUGCACAGGGACUGGGUACGUACGCAAAGAUUUCCACCCCGGAGCGGGAUGCCGCGUUCUCUGCGGCAGACUUUGAAGAUCCAGUGAUUGUGCAUUUCACUGGGCCCGUGCAUCCCUCAAUGGCCGUCGUCCUGAAUCCAUGGGUUCAGCCGUAUACAGCGAAACCGUGGGGAUAUGCGGGAGCCCCAGGACAUCCGUACACUGGAGAGUGGUGGGAUGCGUUGGAGGAGACGGCGUGGAAAGGGGUUCGGGAGAGUGAAGAUUUCCAGAAGUGUUCAGCGAGGAUUAUGGCGAGAGUUCGAGGUGAGGGAGAGAAAGAAUUUGAGAGACUGUUCGUUACCAGUCGUCAGUUGAAAUCCAAGUAGAAGGAAGUGUAAAGGCUCACCAUCCUUUUUUCUCCACAUGGGAUCCUAUAAAAAAUUGCGGCAUAUUUUCA
Molecule: messenger RNA, 1700 nt
Organism: Guyanagaster necrorhizus
Lineage: Eukaryota; Fungi; Basidiomycota; Agaricomycetes; Agaricales; Physalacriaceae
Product: glycosyl transferase
Exons: 2
Coding region: 31-1629 (532 amino acids)
Molecular function (GO): glycosyltransferase activity
Source: RefSeq, a predicted model, not a curated record